Mollisia scopiformis is the source of this 1070-nucleotide messenger RNA. RefSeq lists its product as uncharacterized. The transcript has a single exon. Gene Ontology annotation, cellular component: peroxisomal membrane. Gene Ontology annotation, biological process: peroxisome fission. Bases 73 to 888 code for a protein of 271 amino acids. Lineage: Eukaryota; Fungi; Ascomycota; Leotiomycetes; Helotiales; Mollisiaceae. The record is from RefSeq and is a predicted model, not a curated record.
CUCCUCUGGUCCUACAUCAAAACAACAACAUCCAUCGUGAGCCCCUUUCACGAUCCUAUUCCCCAUCCCACCAUGGCCUCAGACAAAGCAACGCAACUCCCAUUCUCCGGCCCCUCCCUCUUCACCUCCGGCACGGAUCAACGCAUCACCCGCCUCUCAAAAGUCCUCUCCACGUCCUCUGGGGUCGAUGCAACACUCACCCUCGUCGGCUAUGGCCUCUUCUUCGUCUCCUCUCAGAUCUCCAACCUCGAGAACCUCGAAAUUACGGCUCUCACCAACCCCAAUGCUUCUCCAGACACGUUAAAACAUGGCCCCGCCUCGGUGAUGAAGCUCGCUGAGCUCGGGGCUAGUACUAAGACUCUGGCUGGGAUGUGUUCUGAUUUCCGGACUUUCACGAGAUUGUGGGGACUACUUGGUGUUUACGCCAUGGCUAAGAGGAAUUAUGUUGAUCCGCCGAAAGACGUUGUGGUCCGUGCUGUUUCAUAUGCGCAGACUCUUUCGCUGGGCGCGUAUUAUGUCUACGAGAAUGGAUACUAUCUGGCCGGUAAAGGUGUUCUGAGAGGCUGGACAGUGGCGGAUAUUAAGAGAUGGGCUAAGACGAGUUUGCGGAUGUUUCUAGCGUAUGUGGCGCUUGAAUUUGUGAGGUUGUAUCGUGCGAGACAGUUGAGGGAGACGAGGAAGGUGAAGGCGGUUGACGAGAAGGAUAGAAAGGGGAUCGAGGCGGAGGAAGCGAGUUGGUUGAGGAGUGCGCUGAUGAAUGUUGCUUAUACGCCUUUGAGCAUGCAUUGGGCUUUCGAGGGUGGGAUGCUGAGUGAUGGGGUUGUUGGAGCGUUGAUGUCUGCGGUUGGGUUGAUCAAAUUUAGAGCUGCUUGGGCGCAGGCGGCUUGAGAUGGAGAAGUGGAUAAGUGUCAAAAUUGUAUUACUAAAUCUUUUUUCAGUCCAAGUAAAGUGGCACAAGUUAAUUUGCGCUAUCCAUCUCAUCCGAACAUUUCAACUGGUUCUCAUUAAAUUGGCGACGCUGGCAAACCUAAUGUGGGCCUUGAAUGGUAGAUAUUCAUUUUGGAAUGCUA